AAGAAACACAGUUAAACUUGAAAUAUAUCCUUUCAUUUUUUCAUUGGUUGUGUUGUGAUGAGAUUCAGUGAAGAAAAUAGAUUGAACAUUAAAUAUUCGCAGAAACACGAGGAAACAUCAAACGUCCAUCCUGCAACCAUUCGAUUGAUCACUAAUAAGAAACUGUCCUGUGUGCAAUAUUCAAAUUCCGUGUUUUUAUACUAUAUAUAUUUUUAAAUAAAUAUUAUAUUUAAUAUAAACUCACUUAAACUCAAAGUAUGUACUUAUAAGUACGUUUUUGAUUAUUAGCCUUUGCGUAUGACUUUACUACGUUUUGUUAAACUCCUAUUGUAAAAUUUUUUAUCAAAUUUUUUUAGCGACUAAAAAUAUAAUAUUUUUUGACUGAUAAAAAAUAUAAUUAUAUUUUUACUAUGUAAUAUCUUUAAUUUGUUAUACAUCAUUUACGUAUCAAAUCAAGUAGGAGAAGUGAUAAAAUUUACAUUUGUAUUCACAGCAUGUCUUGUGACUUUGAUGAUUAUAUACUAUUCUGGUCAGGGAUUAAUGGACAAAAGUCAGAGUAUAUUCUAUCGAACGUAAUUUUUCAUUAUUUUUCACUAUUAAUAUAAUAUACUGUAAUUAUGAAAUUUCUUUGAACAAAAUUAAUAAUAAUUUGACAUAAGCAUUCGCAAGAUAAUUUUUAACAAAACAAUUAAAAAAUAUAAUACAUGAAACAUUAAAUAAAUCCAAAGAUAUGUUUUGGACUUAUUCGAUUUCUCUUUAUUUUGAAUAAUUUUCUAUUUUCAAAGAUAGCCGCCUUUAUUCGAAUAACUGAAAUAUGUAAAACAGACUGAGAAAUAUUUCAGCAAAACAUUUUCUCAUAUAGUCGGAAAACUAGCACGCGUCACCCUCUAUCAUCCUGUUACAUUGCAGGCCUUACGCUAUAUGAUACUUAUUCUGUUCUAUAAUUAUCUUAUUAACCUGACACACUAGAAAACCGUCUUUUUAAAAUACUGUUUUUAAAGAAGAAAAUGAAAGUGAAUUUUAUAUUGACAGACAGAUAUACUAUACUAUCGAAGAAAUGAGAUAUUGAUACGACAAUUAUACUGCACGAUAUUGUGUUCUGCGACUUGGAAGUUUCUUGGGAUAUCUAUAUUCAAACAAUAGCAUGUUUUAUAUCAUUACGGUUUAGUACGUUCGAGAACAAAGUUACAUUAAAGUUAUGUUAAAAAAUUUUCAGCGAGAGUAUAAUAUAAAUCGAAUAAUUUUAUCAAUUACGGGUCUUUGGCCGUUUCAAAACAAAUAUGUGAAAAAUUCAUUAUUGAUUUUCUGCAUACUAGUGGAAAUAAGUUCCUAUCCGUUUGAGGUAUUUCUACUAUAUGAUCAUUGGGGCGAUACAAAAAUGGUUUUUGAUGGCUGUUUUCAAACGGUUGCUGUGACUUCCUUUAUCGCAAGGAUAGUGCAUCAUAUUUGGCAUGAAGAUAAAUUGCAACAAUUAUGCAUAGCUAUUGAUAAACAUUGGGAUAUGUUUACAAACGAUGUGGAAAAUAAAAUCAUGAGAUAUUACUCUACGCUAGCACAAAGAUUUACGAUGCUUAUCGCGACGUUAUUUUAUUCCAUACUAUUGCUAAUGAUCGUAGUACCAUUAAUACCAGUAUUAUUAGAUAUUGUAAUGCCUCUUAACGAAUCACGUCCACGAUUCUUUCCGGUGGAAGUCGAAUUCAGAGUGAAUAAAGAGGAUUAUUUCUUACCAAUUCAUUGUUACCUUACUAUUGUAAUUGCAAUGGGUGUAAACGUUGCGUUGGGCUUUGACACAAUACAUAUCGUGUUCUCCGCUCAUGCGUGUAGUUUAUUUGCUACUGUCAGUAAACAUAUGAAGAAUAUAAUUCCCAAAGCAAACAAUAGCUGUAAAAUUCGCAAAAAUAAAUAUUAUAUGAAUAUAGAACUUGAUCCAUUAAAUGAGAAAAAAAUAUACCGAGAAUAUAUAAUAUGUCUAAAACACCACCAACUUGCCAUAGAUUUUGUUAAUAUAUUGGAUUCAUCAUUCCGAGAAUAUUCAUUAUUUAUUUUAUUAUUGCUUCUUGCAAACAUAAGUCUGACUGGAAUUCGAGUACUUAAUGUGUUAGAUCAUAUGCAGGAGCUGAUAAAAUACACGCUCGUAUUCUUAGCAAUGGUAUCUGUCUUGAUGAUUAUAUGCUAUUCCGGUCAAAAAAUAUUGGACGAAAGUCAAAACAUAUUUUAUCAAGCAUAUGCUGCAGAAUGGUACAAAUUCUCGCCUAGAUUAAAAUCUUUAUUAAUGGUAACUCUGCACAGAAGUAACAAAGCAUGUGGUUUAAAAGCAGGAAAUAUAGUUCCAUUGUCUAUCCCAACUUAUGCAACGGUAAUGCGAAUGGCCAUGUCUUACUUUACAGCGUUUUUAUCACUCCAAGAUUGAUUACUAAAUUUUUAUUUAUUUAUUUACUAAUUUAUCAGUGUCUAAAUUAUUGUUAAUAGAUUGUAAUUAAAAAAUUUAUGUUGUCCCAAAAUAUUUAUAGUGCAAUAAAAUUACAUGUUUUUCCAUUUAAUUUCUUUUGUAUUUUUUAGAAUUUCCACCUAACAGUUAUAUUUCUUUACUAAAUAAGUUGUCUAAAAUUUCCUUUAAUUUGUGCUCGCACGCGUUUAUUUUUUAAAUUGAAAUAUAAUGCAAUGUUUUUAUGACGCGAUCACAUGGAUAUUGCUGGGUAAUAAGACUCUUCAUUGACUUGAUGCUGUAGAAACAGCCACAGUGUAGGGCAUGUUCGAGGAUUUGCAACAAGCGAGGUAGGACUUUAUAAUGGCUGUAGCGAAUGUCGGCGGUAACGCCGUACAACUUGCGGAAGAAGAUAGAUCUAGAUACAUUUACAGGUGAAAAAAUAAAAAGGAACGAAAACAUGAAAGUUAAAUUUUGCAAAAAUUUUGCAUGUGUGAUCAAUACGCAAAUAAUUUUUAGUUAAAUUUCUUGAAAGCCAAU
Molecule: messenger RNA, 2965 nt
Organism: Monomorium pharaonis (pharaoh ant)
Lineage: Eukaryota; Metazoa; Arthropoda; Insecta; Hymenoptera; Formicidae
Product: odorant receptor 4
Exons: 9
Coding region: 1199-2410 (403 amino acids)
Biological process (GO): sensory perception of smell; detection of chemical stimulus involved in sensory perception of smell
Cellular component (GO): plasma membrane
Molecular function (GO): olfactory receptor activity; odorant binding
Source: RefSeq, a predicted model, not a curated record